Molecule: messenger RNA, 2010 nt
Organism: Emiliania huxleyi CCMP1516
Lineage: Eukaryota; Haptophyta; Isochrysidales; Noelaerhabdaceae
Product: long chain acyl-CoA synthetase
Exons: 6
Coding region: 1-2010 (669 amino acids)
Biological process (GO): neuron differentiation; long-chain fatty acid metabolic process; long-chain fatty-acyl-CoA metabolic process
Cellular component (GO): lipid droplet; endoplasmic reticulum; plasma membrane
Molecular function (GO): long-chain fatty acid-CoA ligase activity
Source: RefSeq, a predicted model, not a curated record
AUGCAGUACGGCACGGUGGACGCGUCCGGCGUCCUGUGGAAGAGCACGAGCGUCGGCAAGUUCUCCGAGCCCGAGAGCGAGACCACAUGGGAGUCCUUCUCCAAGGCGGCCGCCAAGUACAAGGAGAACGAUUGCGUCGGCGAGCGCGCAAUCGUCUCACAUACCGUGACCGACAAGGGGUUCGACAAAUUCGAACUCGGAGAGUACUCCUUCAUCUCUUACUCUGCGUGGUAUGCCCGCUGCGAAGCCCUCGGCUCAGGGCUGGCCUCUCUCCCCGAGCUCUCGCAUAAUUGCAAGGUCGUCAUUUACGCCGACACGCAGAUGCUAUGGAUGCAGUCCGCCUUCGCUUCGUGGCGGCAGGGCUACGUCGUGGGAACGAUUUAUGCGACGCUUGGCGAGGAGGGCGCGCUCUAUGGCAUCAACCAGUCUGGGUGCGCCCUCCUCAAGAUCCUCGGCAACAUCGCGUCCAAGUGCACGGUGCUGAAGCGCGUCGUCGUCUUCAGGUCUGAGGACUGCGAGGGUGCGACCGUCGAGAAGAUCAAGGCCGCGGGCAUCGAGGUCUCGUCGCUGACCGAGCUCGAGGAGAAGGGCAAGGCUUCUCCCAAGCCCGCGACGCCAGCCAGCGGCACAGACACGGCGGUCCUGAUGUACACGAGCGGGACGACGGGCAACCCAAAGGGCGUCCUCCUCUCGCACAAGGCCAUCAACGUGCUCGUGUCUGCGACCCGCUCGCCCACGGGCGCCCUCGGCGCCUUCGUCAAGCCUGGCUACCGGUACAUGGCCUACCUCCCGCUGGCGCACAUCAUGGAGCUCGCCGUCGAAAUCGCGCUCCUCUCCGCCGGCUAUACCAUCGGCUACGGCUCGACGGGUACCUUCAUCCCGACGGCGCCAAAGAUGCUGCACGCUAAUCAAAAGGGCGACGCGCAGGCCUCCGCAUUGCAGCCCGACAUCCUCGUCGCGGCUCCCGCUGUGCUCGACAAGAUCAUCGACGGCGGCCUCACUGCUGCGCGGCCAUCACAGCUAUUUGGGGCGCUCAGGUCGGACUGGGCUAGCAUAGGCGGCCUCGAGUCUGGCAAGAGCAACUUCGACAACGGCGGCUGGGGCGCUAGCGGCUGCGUGGCGCCUUUCUUCUUCAAGAAGAAGGUCGCGUCCCUUCUCGGUGGAAAGGUCAAGCUUGUCAUCACCGGCUCGGCGCCGCUCGGCGUCGAGGUGCAAAAGUUCGUUCAGACAGUCUUUGCCUGCCCCGUCCGGCAAGGCUACGGCCUGACCGAGACGGUGGCGGGCACGUGCAUUACGGACCCCACCGACAACGGCACGUCGGUCGUCGGUCCGCCACAGGAGUGCGCGUGCAUUAUGUUGCGUGACUGGCCCGAGGGAAACUACCAGAACGCGGACCUCAACAACCCGGACAUUGGCAUGCGGCGCGGCGAAGUGCUUAUCGGCGGGCCGAUGAUCGCCGACGGCUACUUCGUCAACCCGACGAUUCCCGACCCCGAACUGGAGGCAAAGAACAAGGAGGAGUUCGUCACGUACGAUGGCAUCCGGUACUUUUGCACCGGCGACGUCGGCCAGUUCACCUCGCAGGGGAACUUGAUGAUCAUCGACCGCAAGAAGGACCUGGUCAAGCUGCAGAUGGGCGAGUACGUCGCCCUCUCCAAGGUGGAGAACGCCCUCAAGGCGUCCUCGUACGUGGCCCUGCCGAUGGUAUUCGCGACGUCCGAUAAGUCUUACUGCAUCGCGCUCAUAUGCCCGUCACCGGGCCUGAAGUCGUUGGGACAAGGCUCGUGGGCCGAGCUGUGCAAAAGCCCCGAGGUCAUCAAGAAGGUUCUUGCCGACGUGCAGGCCGUGUGCAAGAAGGCCAAGCUCGCAAAGUUUGAGACGCCGUCCAAGGUUAUACUGAUUGAGGAGGAAUGGACGCCCGACAACGAGAUGCUCACCGCGGUCAACAAGCUCAAGCGCAAGGAGAUUGAGAAGAAGCACAAGGCUGAGAUCGCCGCAGUCUACACGUAA